AUGAUUGACACAUUUAUAUAUUGGAAUUUUAAGGGAAGUAAGGGAAGCACUAACAUACUAAGGAUAUCAUUACCAUGUAGUUAUAAUACAAUAAAAAAUAAAAUAUUAGAAGUAGCCAAUUUAAAUUUACAAAAUAGCUUAGACAUUCUUUUAUAUCAUAAUAAUAGAGUUUUAAAUGAAUAUGAAAGUAUAUAUAACCAAAUGUUUAUAGAAGUUCAAAGAACUAGUAUUAGCGUGGCGAGGAAUUUAUUACAAAAUAGUAACAAAUCAUAUUUAGAAAAAAAUAAAAAUGUUAAUCCUUUAAAUAAUAAUAUUAAUGAUAGAUCAAAUGUAUAUGAUCAAAAUGUUCAAUCAAAAGUUAAUAAAUAUUCUCAAAAAUAUGAUAACACUACAAUUUCUUCCCCUAUAUCUACUCCGCCAAUUAAUGCUCGUAAUAAACCAUGGAAUGUUUAUAACAGAAAUAGUUAUGGUUCUAUUGAAAAAAAUAACGAUGAUGAAGAUAUAAAAAUUCAAGAAAUUAUGGAAAGUAAUAAUAUAUAUAAUUCUGGAUAUAGAGGUCAAAUUAAUUAUUACAAAAAAGACAAAAUGAAUCCUAACUUAUAUCAGCAUAAAUUAAAGAGAAUGCCAAAUUCGUCAAAUAUUAAAAAGGUUCCUAGUUUUCAAAAGGGAAUAUCAGGAUCUGCUUAUAAUACCAUGAAUAAUAAUGCAUAUAAUUUUUCUAAAACUGAUAACAGUUCGUUUUUUGGUGGCUUAAAUCGUCAAAAACAAAACAACAAUGAGGGAUAUAACAAAUAUGAUAAAAAUAAGACACAUCAUUGGUCGGUCAAUAGUUAUAAUAAUAAUGAAUAUCCAAGUUCCGAAGCAAACAAUGAAUAUAUUCAUCCAGAUUAUAUAUGCCAUAUGUGUGGAAAAAAGGGGCAUAGUAUAAAAAAUUGUACAAUGAGUGCAUUUAAUAAUAAUAAAAAAAUAAAAGUUCCAACUGGAAUUCCAGCUAAUUUCUUGACGAAAAUAAAUGCAGAAGAUAUUUAUAAAUAUGACCAAAUAUAUAUAUUGAAAGAUGGUAGUUAUGGUAUAUUAAAAAAUGUUGAAGAAGUAAGUGGAAGUGCAUAUUUAUACAGAAGUGUAGAUGAUAAACUUAACAUUUAUUUAGGAGUAAAUGAAAAAAAUAAAGAUGAAAAUAAUAACAAUAACAAUAGUUACACAAACAAUAUUCAAGAUAAUACAAACAAAUUUGGAUCGAAUUUAAAUCCUUUAAAUAAUACAGAUAAUGAUUCUAAUAAAAUUUCAAAUAUAUAUAAAUGUUUAUUAUGCAAAAAAUUGUAUACAUCCCCAAUUACACUACAUUGCUGUGGUGAAACAUAUUGUAAAUCUUGUAUAUUUAUAUAUAAUAAAAAAAAUAAAAAUGAUUAUUAUCCUAUUAAUUCAAAGGUUCAAUCUAUAAAAUGCCCAAAUUGUCAUAAAUAUGUGGAUACUAAUGAGUUAAUUAUUAAUACUAAUAUUAAAAAUGUGAUUGAUAUUAUUUUAAAAAAAGAAACAACUGAAGAUACACUUGAUAAAACAAAUUUGGAUAAAAAUGGAAAAGUAUUUCGAGAAAAUAUGAAUAAAACUGAUAAUGUUCUAAACUAUAAUAAUAUGAUGGAUAAAGAAUUUCUUAACAACUCAAAUCCUUUACAAUCUCAUAAAACAUUUAAUAUAAAUACAAAAGGAAACGAAUAUAACCCCCUUACAAAUAUAAAUGAAAUAAGAAUAGGGAAUAGUGACGAAAAUUAUAAUACAUUAUCCUAUAUAAAUAAUAAUAUGCCUGGAAAUAUUUAUUCUAAUAAUAAUAAUAUCAUUUUAGAAAAAAACAAUGAAAAUAAUAAUAUCCGCUUUGGAUUUAACCCUUUAAUUAAUACACCCAUAAAUUUACAAGAACUAAAAAAACAACACGAUUUUGCAAUAGCUUAUAUUUCGAAAUAUAAAAUCGAAAAAGGAAUAAAAAAAAAACGGAAAAAUGUUGACCUUAGCAUGUUAUUAGCUAGUAAGAAGGUGCGAUAA
Molecule: messenger RNA, 2037 nt
Organism: Plasmodium berghei ANKA
Lineage: Eukaryota; Apicomplexa; Aconoidasida; Haemosporida; Plasmodiidae
Product: zinc finger protein, putative
Exons: 1
Coding region: 1-2037 (678 amino acids)
Molecular function (GO): zinc ion binding; nucleic acid binding
Source: RefSeq, a predicted model, not a curated record